AUAUGUUUCUACUUACUGAAGUGGUUUAACAACCGAAAGCAGCCAGUAAAUGAUUCCAAGUUGCAACUGCCUCCAUGCUUGCCUCGCCUGCCAAUCGUUGGAUCCCUCUUCUUCAUCCCCAACAUCAAAAAGUUACACAUUUACUUCAUGGAGAAAUCCAAAGAGAUCGGAAAUGUUAUUGCGUUUUAUAUGUGCAACAGGUACGUAAUAAUAUUAAAUGGAAGAAAAGUGAUAUAUGAAGCUCUCGUCAAGCAUUCUCUUUGUUUCUCGAGCAGAGAUUCCUUCUAUCUCGGUCAAAUAUUCAACCCUCAACAAAAAGGGAUAGCUCUUCAUCCUUAUAACGAUCAUUUCAAAACUCAUCAUCGGAUCUGUCUCGACAUUUUACGACAAUUUGGAUACGGGCAAGGAAUCAUGGAAUUUAGAAUCAAAACGGAAAUUGAAAACCUCAUCGAAAGAAUAAAAUUAAAGAAUGGAGUGGCUUUUGAUCCAUCAUUUGAACUGACUGCUUCAGUUUCCAACAUUAUAAGCAGCAUCAUUUUUGGAAAACCUUGGAAAAAAGAUGAUCCAGAGUUUCUUGAAGGAAUUAGGCUUACCCACGAAAUAAUUCGUGGAACAACAAAACACGCAACGAUUAGCUUUUUUCCCGUCUUACGUUUUCUACCUUACUACCGAAAAAACUUUCUAAAUUUCUGUUUUAUAUCAGAGUCAUGGAAUCGUUACCUGGGCAAAAUAAUUGACAAAACUAAAAAUUGUCAAGAACUAGAAAGUUUCUGUUCAGCGUAUAUAGAAAAGAUGGAAACAAUGAACAAACUGGAUGAAUUGAGUUGUGCAAAUGAGGUUGACGAAGUGCAAUUAAAACAGACGAUAGCAGACCUCUUCCUCGGGGGUACCGAGACCACCGCUACGACUUUGCUCUGGUUCAUUUAUUUCAUGGCUAAUAAUUUGGGAAUACAGGAACAGAUAAGAAAUGAAUUGGAUAUUGUUGUCGGCACUAAUAAACUUCCAUCUCUUAACGAUAAAUUACAACUUCCAAUUACAGAAGCUACUAUUUUAGAACUCAUGCGAAUAAGAACUCUAGUGCCCCUGGCAGUUCCUCAUUUAACUAUUAAAGAAUCGGUCAUUGAUGGAAACUUUAUACCAUCGAACACCGUGGUUUUUGUUAAUUUAUACAGUGCAAACAUGGAUCCAGAUGUUUGGAAUGAACCAGAAAAGUUUAAAAUUGAAAGAUUCCUGAAUGAAGAUCAAACAAAAGUGGUUAACAGGGAUCAAAUGAUUUCUUUUUCUCUCGGUAAGCGUUCGUGUCUCGGCGAAAUACUGGCCCGACAAGAAUUGCUACUUUACGUUUCUUCACUUAUUCAACAUUUCGAAAUCCUUCCUCCCGAAGGCGAU
Helobdella robusta is the source of this 1389-nucleotide messenger RNA. RefSeq lists its product as hypothetical. Gene Ontology annotation, biological process: xenobiotic metabolic process. Gene Ontology annotation, molecular function: oxidoreductase activity, acting on paired donors, with incorporation or reduction of molecular oxygen, reduced flavin or flavoprotein as one donor, and incorporation of one atom of oxygen; heme binding; iron ion binding. The record is from RefSeq and is a predicted model, not a curated record. Gene Ontology annotation, cellular component: cytoplasm; intracellular membrane-bounded organelle. The annotation marks the transcript as partial. Lineage: Eukaryota; Metazoa; Annelida; Clitellata; Rhynchobdellida; Glossiphoniidae. The transcript has 4 exons.